CGCUACGCAAAGCUGUCGAAACUGAAUGGCUAACAAUAUCAGCAACAAUACUCAUAAGGCCUCCGGCCAACAAGAUUGUAUUCGAAUUCCUCCCUCAGAGUGUAUCCCAUGGGCAAUUGUACUCACUGCUGAAUGUCUGGCUAUAGUCAUCCUAAAUAUCAUCACCAUUAUUGUAUUUGUGAAGCAGCGCGAACAACGGCGCCGGAGUACAUACUUGAUCAUCCAUCUGGCGAUAGUUGAUGUCCUCGCCGGGGCAGCCUCUGGACCUCUUCUUAUAGAACAUAGAAUAGCAGAGUAUUGUCAUCUGUGGAAGUUCGAUUUCAAUGGGAAUCCGAAGUUACUUCACCUAAAAUCUGUUUUUGGAUUUUUUCCAGUUAUCUCGCUUAUCAAUCUCGCUGUUAUUUCCUUAGAAAGACUACACGCAACAUUUUUUCCAUUCAGGCAUCUUUUAGUCAAGAAACAGGUAUAUAUAAUUGUGAUCACUUUCAUUUGGCUGACGAUUGCAGGCAUACAAGUACCAGAACAGCUGCGUCUUCUAAGCGACUUAAACUAUUAUAUUUUAUAUUUUUCGUACUUCGUUAUUCCACUUUGUGUAAUUUUGUUUUCUUAUAUUAGUAUCUUUGUAAAGGUCCGUUACGGUGGUCAUCCACAAAACCAUGGUGCAGUUAGUCAGAGAGAUAGAAAACUGACCCAUACCCUCUUUCUCGUAACCCUCGCGUCGUUAUUGACAUGGUUUCCGGUGAUGAUAUAUCAAUUUCUGCUUAUUUUUGAAAUCCAGUCAAAUCUUUCUUGGCAGUCAGAGUUUCAUAUCGAGAUGACGUGGCAAACCAUCUACUUCGCAAACUCAUUCAUAAAUCCGGUGAUCUACGCCCAGCAGAUGCCACGGUUUAGAACGACUUUAUUACAACUAUUCCACAGAAAUGUAAGUCCCUCACACCCAGUCGAAUUGCCGCUUCGGAAUUUGUAAAGAAACUCACAAUACCUUCAAUCAUGUAUCAAAAACUGCUUUAUAAUAAAAGAAAAGUGCAUAACGAUUGAAGAGGAAAGAUGGGCAGACACAAUGACACUGACUAAAAUGUUUAAGAUGAUUUCCCAAUACCUUUAGCCAGCUAAGAUUUUAUUCAGCGUUCUACUUUAAGUUGAAGACAGCGCUAAGCAGGAUACAACUGUGAUAAUAAUUAUUAUCGAACACACAUCAAAAAUCGUAAUAAAAUAUUAAAAUUUACUGUUUAUACUUCAUCGGGAGAAGUUAAUAAAAUCAGUUGAUCACAUCGCGUGAUGAAGGCUGUGUCUUCGAUUCGCAUUAGAAGUGACUUCAUCAGGAGGGCAUAAUUAGUUGCGAAAGGUUUUACGACGAGACAAACAGUGGCGGUUAUAGUUUACCGGAAAGGAUUAAGGGCGAGAAUGUUUCCCAGGUAAAUGAAUAUGGUGCUUUUUAGGAUCUGCUCGAUGUUAUUGUCUUCAGCUUUGAAAAUUAUGGAGAUACUGGUUCGGUGAGAUCACCGGCUCAAAAUUCAUUUCAAUAAGAAGUCAAACGAUGUAAGCUGGUGCCAGCGCUUUUCGAGUAACUUGUGUACGUGAUGAAAGGAUGAAAAAGAUGUCCACGUCUGCUCCUGUAAGGCCGUGGGCGGGCAUUUAUUUAGUACCACAAAAAAAGGGAACACGUACACCAAGAUAUAUUGAUGUUUACAAAAAAA
Molecule: messenger RNA, 1697 nt
Organism: Pocillopora damicornis (cauliflower coral)
Lineage: Eukaryota; Metazoa; Cnidaria; Anthozoa; Scleractinia; Pocilloporidae
Source: RefSeq, a predicted model, not a curated record